This is a messenger RNA of Entrophospora sp. SA101, 2516 nucleotides long. The record is from the annotation of a GenBank genome assembly. Lineage: Eukaryota; Fungi; Glomeromycota; Glomeromycetes; Entrophosporales; Entrophosporaceae.
AUGUCUGUGUCAAGUGCUGAACGAAAAUGUAAUGAAGAAGGUGAUGGUCAUAAGCUUGAUUUCAUGAUCUCUGUAGACAUAAAUGGUGACGCUGAUAAAUUUGAAACAUUAUAUGGAUUAUUUAAACGUUUCUGUCAAGAAAACCAUGUAUUUCUGAUUCUUGAAUAUGGAGCUAUGGAGAAAUUUAUAAACAUCUUAGAAAGUGUACCAGAUUUACCAAAAAGUAUGUGUCAAGGGUUUGUAAUUCCUCCUAUUACUGUGGCACAUGCUUUAAUUUAUCUUCACCAUAAAAAAAUAAUCCGUCGAGAUAUUAAGCCUGAAAAUCUUUUAUUGGGUCUAAACAAUGAUCUUAAAAUAGCUGACUUUGGUUGGUCAGUACAUGCUCCUGAGAUGGUUGAUAGUCUAAUUCAUGGUUCAAGGGCUGACUUGUGGAAUCUCGGAGUUUUAUGUUAUGAACUGUUGUUUGGUACAGUUCCAUUUUCAGGACCAGGUGGUUGCAAAGUAAAAGAUCUAAGUGAUGCGACCUCUUCAUCUGCAAAUACCAAUAUUGGUUCUUUGUUGCCUAGUUUAGCAUCAAGUUCUUUAACUAUACAAGAGCAAGCUCAAGAUAUAUAUGAAGAAAAUGAGAUCCUGUCACUACAAUCGGAACUAAGUGAGGACUUUCCUAUAAACGGUGGAAAUGAUUUUUAUGACAAUAUUUCUAGUGAAAAUCAAAAUACAAAUAGAACAAAUCAAGAGUUUGAUGAGCAAGUGUAUGAUGGAAAUGAGAAGCAAAAUUACUACUCUGGAGAUACAGGGCCAUAUUUUCCAAACUUUACUAUAUUUUUGUUAUUUUUAUGGGUUACAAAACAUCAAAUAGGUUUAGAAGCAUACAAAGAUUUUGCAAAUAUUUGCCACGCUGUUACCCUCAACAAUCGCAACAUGCCAUCCACUUUUAAAUCCGUUGGUCAAACUUUAAUUUUUCCUUUAAAAAACAUUCUUCAUUGUGUACUAUCAAAUCCACAGUUGUGUAAGAACAUGUAUUUUGGCCCAGGUAUACACAGUGAAAACGGGCAUGAAUUAUGGCAUGGAGACCUUUGGCAAAAAUCACCAUUAUUUGGUGGGAAAAAUAUCAAAUUAAAUCAUGUGGUUUACAGUCUUGGUGAUUUCAUCAUGUAUUAUGACACACAUGCAAACAACAAAACAUACUAUAGUAGAAUCAUAUUGAUACCACACAUUGAUGAUUCCCAAGAUAUUUAUAUUAAAAUUGAGUGUAUUCUUGAAUUUAAUUCAUUACCUUCAGUGCUAAAAUCCAAGCAGAGAAAAGUUGCUUCUUAUCCUCCACAUGGUCUGCCAGUACUUAAAUUUUUUCUAGACAUUUAUAUUGACAAGUUUGGUCCAUUUCGUAAUGCAUAUCAUGCCAUUGGUGGCAUUUAUUUACAGAUUGGCAAUAUGAAACAAGUUCUUCAUCAAAAGCUCAAAAACCAUUUUCUUCUUGGGUUUAUUCCUUUCACAGCCACAAGUGAUAAAGUACUUCAACCCCUUAUUGAUGAUAUUCAAGAACUUGAACAUGGGUAUAAACUGAAAAUUAAUAAUCAACAUGUAUGGGUUACAGGUGGAUUGGGAGUAUUACUAGUGAUUUACCAGAAGACUACAUUGCAGUUUGCUGCUAUGAAUGAUGCUCAGACUCAAAUUGAACAGGAUUUCCUUGCAACAGAAUAUGAUGAAUUUUUGAAAAUUUGGCACAACUUUGAAUUUCCUUCAACUUGGGCCCGUCAACAAAAUCCAAUUACCCAUUUAGGUUCAUACUUCUUUUCUGAUUAUCUUCAUCUAAGUAUGAUAAUGCCAUUUCUUAUUAAUCGAGCAAUAUCUACUACCAUGUUAAAUAAGGCAUUCAUUGAACAUUUGAUCACAUCAUGUGCCACUACAAAAAAACAUACAGUAGAUCAAUUGUUAAGUUUAUGUGUAUCUUUUUCUAAAAUGGCAUUUCUAGUAUUUCGCAAAGAACUUUCUGAGACUGAUUAUAAUAAUCUGCAACAAAGUAUAAUGGCAUGGGCUGUACAGGUUACAAAAGCCAUUAUUCCUCAUUCUAACAAAAAAAAUAUUGAGCUAGAUUUUGUAUGUUGUGAUAACUGCCUGCAAACCUUACGAUUUUUACUAGAUGGUGGUGUUGAUGAAAGAUAUGAUUACAUUUCACCAUCAACAAUUGAUUUAGACCAAGAAGAUAAUUCAUCAUCACCUUCACAAAUAACAUGUAUGAAUGAAAAUUAUAUUAAUCAUGAUCUACAAACUGCUGACCUUGAAAAUACUCUUAAUGAUGAUUUAUUUGCAGAAAUUGGGUAUGCAUAUCAAGAACAACUUAAUUGUAUUGAACAUCUUGCAUCACAGAAAGUAAAAUACUUUAAAAGUAUUAGUUAUACCAUAAUUGAUGAUGAUGAUUGGAUUGAUGUAAAUCUUCAUGUUGGUGAUAUUAUUGAUGUUCUGGAGGAUAUAUCAAAUAAUGAAAAUACUGGAAUAAAAAUGAUUAUUUCAUAUGC